Molecule: messenger RNA, 456 nt
Organism: Caenorhabditis remanei
Lineage: Eukaryota; Metazoa; Nematoda; Chromadorea; Rhabditida; Rhabditidae
Exons: 1
Coding region: 1-456 (151 amino acids)
Source: RefSeq, a predicted model, not a curated record
AUGAUCUCCGCCUUCCCAUCGAGAGCUGCUUCUCAUCACUACUCAUUUGUUGCUGUUUCAGACGAGAUGAGGGCCCUGAUAACGCUUGAGCGAUGCGUUGCUCGAGCACGCGACGUACUUGUUCGGCUGGAAAUUAUUCAGAAACCUUCACAUAAAAACUUUAAAAAAGUUCACUCACGAUCAGGUGUCGAUGGUUUAUCCAUGUAUAAACUUCCUCGUUCCACACUUCGAUUCUUAACAAUUGGAGGAAGACGCCCACCACUUAAUGGAGUUCUUCCGUCAGAAGUCGGCGGAGCACUGUGUACUCGAUACCUUGAAGUGGUUGGUAAUGAGACUGGAGCCUUUGGAAAUGAGGUUUGCCUUCGGUUGAGCAUGUUUCUUGGGUUGUCAAGGAGAAGUCGCAAUGACAAGUUGACCGAAAAGAGGUGGAGAAUGAAAGUAAAGGUGACAAAUUGA